AUGUCAAAUUUCUCCCAAUUUCGCUUUCUACCACUCCAUGGAAGUAAGACUAGCAACUAUUAUAUGGCCCUCCUCCUAUUAGGGCAACUACUAAGACUGGCUCGCCGAGAUCGACAGGAAAGACAACUAAAACUCAAACUGCAGGAAAGAGAGAAAGAGGGGGAACUAGAUGAGCUUACUACUCCAACUGUAACUGGAUCGAAAAGAGAGUGGACUGAGCAUCUUUUUCCAAUUUCAAAGAUCUAUCAAAGCCCAUUUGAAAUGAAGACUCCUGCUCUGCUUUCAAACUUUCCAACUGCAUGUGAGUAA
Messenger RNA from Capsicum annuum, 309 nucleotides. The record is from the annotation of a RefSeq genome assembly. Lineage: Eukaryota; Viridiplantae; Streptophyta; Magnoliopsida; Solanales; Solanaceae.